Molecule: messenger RNA, 699 nt
Organism: Triticum aestivum (bread wheat)
Lineage: Eukaryota; Viridiplantae; Streptophyta; Magnoliopsida; Poales; Poaceae
Product: histone-binding protein MSI1 homolog
Exons: 5
Coding region: 1-672 (223 amino acids)
Molecular function (GO): protein binding
Source: RefSeq, a predicted model, not a curated record
AUGGAGAAGUUAAUCGGGCUCGAUAUAUGCCCCAAAAAUAAAACUCUCGACGCAUACCAGAUUUUUAAGUUUCAUGAUGGCGUCGUUGAAGAUGUUGCUUGGCAUUUGAGGCAUGAAUACUUAUUCGGCUCAGUUGGUGAUGAUCAUCAUCUCCUAAUUUGUGAUAUGCGUACUCCUGCACCGACCAAGCCUGUACAGUCUGUGGUGGCAAACCAGGGUGAGGUGAAUUGCCUGGCUUUCAAUCCUUUCAAUGAAUGGGUUGUUGCAACUGGUUCAACCAACAAGACUGUCAAAUUAUUUGAUCUUCGGAAGAUUGAUACUUCGCUGCACACUUUUGACUGUCACAAAGAGGAAGUAUUUCAAGUUGGAUGGAGCCCAAAGAAUGAAACUAUACUUGCAUCUUGUUGUCUGGGAAGGAGGCUGAUGGUUUGGGAUCUAAGCAGAAUUGAUCAGGAGCAAACACCAGAGGACGCGGAGGAUGGCCCUCCUGAGCUCUUGUUCAUUCAUGGAGGCCACACAAGCAAAAUCUCUGACUUCUCCUGGAACCCGUGUGAGGACUGGGUGCUUGCAAGCGUUGCUGAAGACAACAUCCUUCAGAUAUGGCAGAUGGCAGAGAACAUCUACCAUGAUGAGGAUGAUCUUCCCAGCGAUGAGCCGGCAAAGGCUUCAUGAAACCCUUAAUGGUAGGACACCGGAAUG